Aspergillus campestris IBT 28561 is the source of this 1701-nucleotide messenger RNA. RefSeq names its product putative general stress response phosphoprotein phosphatase Psr1/2 (gene psrA). The transcript has 5 exons. Bases 1 to 1701 code for a protein of 566 amino acids. Gene Ontology annotation, molecular function: phosphoprotein phosphatase activity. NCBI's taxonomy places the organism in Eukaryota, Fungi, Ascomycota, Eurotiomycetes, Eurotiales, Aspergillaceae. Gene Ontology annotation, cellular component: plasma membrane. The record is from RefSeq and is a predicted model, not a curated record.
AUGCCCCGAGGGACCUCAGAGCGGGAUUCGGUACCAUCCAACCCUCAUCCGGCCGUUGAAGAAGCGCCCAUGCCUGUCGCGACGGGCCCACCCGUAUCAACUCCUGAAUCGGGGCCGCAGGAAAAUGAUACCCUCGCGAGUGCGUCGCCACCGUCAAAGUUGUUAGAGACGCCUGCGGACCCGGCUCAGAACCCCGAGGCUGCGUCCACUUCCAGUGGCGCCGGCACCUCCAGGAGACAUCUACUGUUACCCAUCUCGUCGCGGGUGUCGUUGAGAGCCGAUCGUCAAUCCACGCCCGACCAAUCGCAGGAUGGGACCCACGACGAUUCCGAGAACACGCUGCGUGGCUCGCGGAGGAGUAUUUUAAAGGGCCACCGUGAUCGAAGCCGGGGAAGUAGCAUGCGAUCCCGGCGGCAGAACCAGGAGGAGGCCAGCGUGGAGGAAAACAAAGCCACGGCGACCCCCGAGUUGCGCGAUGCGUCGACCGAUCGAAAAAGCAAGGUCUCCUACCGGAUUUUCGCCUUCCUGAGCUGCUGCUCGUCCAAUGUCGAUUCGGAGGACAAUGCGAUUCCGGCGAAGAUGAAGACGCCGCCGCCGCGACAGCCAUCGGUUUCUCACACCCAGCCCACGCCCGAGAAGGCCGAGACCAACGCGGGCGACGCCAGCACGGCCCAGUCUAAAGAACAGAGUUACUUCAGAGACGAAAAGCCCAAGUCAACCGUGACACCCGAUCAGCCACCGUCUCCGGUGGCGGAGGAAGCGUCCGCAGGCCCCGACCGCGGAUCGCAGCUGGACGGCACGGCGUCCACGCCAAACCCGCCGGAGUCGACGCAGUCUCCCACCCCGAAUCAAAAGGAGGUCACUGUGGUACCCGGGCUAGAAGAGGUCCCACCUCCCCCUAGCCCCGCAACGGUCGAGAAGCCCGAAGAACAGCCUCAGGAUCUCGCCGCCUUCCCGGGGCCGCCACGGAACGGAGAGAGUGCUCCCGUCGGCGUGCAUGCGACACCCGAUGAUGAAGAGGUCGGGCCCAAGGACGAAGUGAACUAUCCCGUGCAUCAUGAAGACCAGACGCAGACGGAGCUACCUCCUCCUCCGCCGCUACCCCUAGGCCCUCCCGGCAAGCAAGCGCUCGUGCAGGAGCGGUCUCACUUCCUGCUGCCUCCCGCACUUCCUCACCUGCGGGAUCGAAAAUGCCUAGUACUGGACCUGGACGAAACCCUGGUCCAUAGUAGUUUCAAGGUCCUUGAACGUGCUGAUUUCACCAUUCCCGUCGAGAUUGAGGGGCAGUACCACAACAUCUAUGUGAUCAAACGGCCUGGAGUCGACCAGUUUAUGAAGCGAGUUGGAGAGUUGUACGAGGUGGUCGUGUUCACGGCGUCUGUCUCCAAGUACGGUGAUCCUCUAUUGGAUCAAUUGGAUAUCCAUCAAGUCGUCCACCACCGGCUAUUCCGCGACAGCUGCUACAAUCACCAGGGCAACUAUGUCAAGGAUCUCUCCCAAGUUGGUCGCGAACUCCGAGAUACCAUCAUCAUCGACAACUCCCCCACGUCCUACAUAUUCCACCCCCAACAUGCGAUACCCAUCAGCAGCUGGUUCUCUGACGCCCACGAUAAUGAGCUUCUCGACCUCAUUCCUGUCCUCGAAGACCUUGCCGGUUCGCAAGUGAAAGACGUUAGUCUGGUUCUUGACAUUGCAUUGUAA